Molecule: messenger RNA, 1196 nt
Organism: Pseudomassariella vexata
Lineage: Eukaryota; Fungi; Ascomycota; Sordariomycetes; Amphisphaeriales; Pseudomassariaceae
Exons: 4
Coding region: 243-1043 (266 amino acids)
Molecular function (GO): oxidoreductase activity
Source: RefSeq, a predicted model, not a curated record
ACCCUAUUGUCAGGAAAGAAUGGUAAGCCCUCGCAUGAAGCUUGGUCGGCAUAUGGGAAAGAGGACUUACACAGCGUAAUAGGAGAACGCUGUCCAAAACGCAACAGCUUGAGUACAUCUCGGCUGUGAAAUGUCUCCAGUCCAAGCCAGGCCAGACCCAAGAACUCUACUCGGGAGUGCGGUCUCGGUUCGAUGACUACCAGGGCCUACACAUUUACCAGGCGAUCAUUCAACAGAUUCACAUGGUCGGACGGUUCCUACCAUGGCACCGCAUCUACCUCGCCCUGUUCGAGGCCGAUCUCAAGAGUAGCUGCGGAUACCAGGGCGCUCUCCCAUACUGGGACUGGUCACUUGACGUCACCACGGAGACCUCCUUCCUCGAAUCCCCCAUCUUCGACCCCGUCUACGGCUUCGGUGGCAACGGCGCCUUCAUCGAGGACGUAAGUAACAUAACCCAAACCUCGGGCGUCCCUGUCCCAGGCCGCUCUGGCGGUGGCUGCUUGACCACCGGUCCUUGGGCCAACUUCACCGUCAACAUGGGUCCCGGAGAGAGCACGGAAUACACGCCGUCUUGCCUGCGCCGCGACAUAGCCCCCGAGUUUGCCUCGCGUACUUGUGCCAAAGCCAUGGUAGACUGGACGCUUGAGGAGGACGAUUUCGCCUUGUUCGAUAUGCGCAUCGAGGCGAUGAACCUAACCCUCGACGGCACGACGACGCAUGCUUGUGGACAUUGGGGGGUGGGCGGGCAGGUCGGUCAAAUGGCCGACGUGUGGUCGUCGCCCGGAGAUCCGAUUUUCUAUCAACAUCAUGCCAAUAUCGAUUAUCUGUGGUACAAAUGGCAGAUGCUAGACUGGCCUGCUCGCAAGACGGCCAUCGGUGGUCCGGAUGUGGCGGGGGCAUACCCCUUUCUCUUCUUCGGCGACAUCCCCUACAACAAUGUUACGCUCGACUAUGAGCUUGACCUCGGUAUGAUAGGGGGAAAUAUAACCGUCCGAGACGUCAUGGAUACCACCGCCGGCAAGCUUUGCUACACAUAUGAGUAAUGAGUUGCCAGAGUCAGAAUACAUGACCGUGGUUACCAUAGACUUGGUGGUGUCCAAGCUGUAUACAUUCCUUGCAACGCACAUUCCAUCUCUGUAGAUACAAAACAUAGAUAGACCCUAAUUCUGUAUACAUAAUUUCAUUCGACAAGUUAU